AACCGGAGUUGUUUAAAGGCGUUUACACCGAUCUAUGAUAAACAAUAUCAACUUUCUUGUGAGAGAGGACUGGAUCAAACUAGGCGAAUGGGACAUCCUCUAUCGUUCAUCCUCUUCCACCUUCUACCCGUCAUCCUCUUCACAGCCCAGCUCACCUUAGCCCCAGACCCUGUAUGCAAGGGCACCUGCGGCUCCGUACAGGUCAAGUACCCUUUUGGUACCGGCACAGGCUGCGGCUCGCCUCGGUUUCAGCCCUAUGUAACAUGCAAAUCCGACGAAGACCUGCUCGUUUUCACCACACACACAGGUUCGUAUCCCAUCACCUCCAUAUCCUACACCACUUCCACCCUAAUCAUCUCACCCUCCGACAUGUCGACAUGCACAUCCAUGCGCCAGUGCUCCUCUAGCUUGGGCGUCGACUGGGCCAGUCCUUUCCAGCUCGGUCCGUCAACUUUCAUCCUCAUUUCAUGCACGCCUCCGACCUCUUCCCUCACCCUCAAGGGCACCCCCAUCUGCGACCCUUCCUACUCUCACCUCUGCGCUUCUCUAUACACGUGCCCCGCAGUCGUCUCGCUCGGUCUGCCUCUGUUCCCGCCUACCAACUCUUGUUGCGUGUACUCUCCGGCGAAUCUGAACGGCAAGGGGGAACUGGAUUUGCGUGCACUGAAGUGUGAAGGGUACGCCUCUGUGCUGUCGUUAGGGAUGUACCCUACUGACCCGUCGCAAUGGCUGUAUGGGGUGGCGUUGAAAUAUGUCAACGGAGUAUUGGAUAAUAACAUCAUCGACACCAAAUGUAACGCAUGCGAGAUGAGUGGUGGUGUGUGUGGGUACGCGCCUCCUAGUAACUCCUUUGUCUGCGUCUGUAAGAAUGGAUACAAUACGAGUAUGGAUUGCAAUAAAAACUACGGUCAGGGUCAGGCCGGGAUCUUUUGGAGCACUGCUUCUUUGCCAACUGGUGAAAUCUGGUUUGGGUUUCUGGCAGGCCUGAUUUUCUGUUUGUUUACUUGAGAAGAGAGAAUAAUAUGUAGGCUUGGCUUUAGCUGGAUUGAGUAGCUCUUUUUAAGUUGUAUUACUGGAACUCUUAAGUCUGAAGAACUUUCGGUUCGCGAAAGUGGCGAAUAGUGAAGUAGGCCAAGAUCAUGAUCAAAGAGAAAAAGAAGGGAAUAAAGGCAGCUGAGGCACAAGCAUCUCCUCUUUUACGCAAUUAUCUCCACCGUGUACGAAUGUGCCACCGUCCACGUGAUGCAAUUUGCCAAACCAAACGCACAGAGUUUAAAAAGAAAUUGACGUUCGGUUGCCC
Carya illinoinensis is the source of this 1300-nucleotide messenger RNA. RefSeq names its product wall-associated receptor kinase-like 15. The record is from RefSeq and is a predicted model, not a curated record. The transcript has 2 exons. NCBI's taxonomy places the organism in Eukaryota, Viridiplantae, Streptophyta, Magnoliopsida, Fagales, Juglandaceae. Bases 88 to 1008 code for a protein of 306 amino acids. Gene Ontology annotation, molecular function: polysaccharide binding.